AUGACGAUGGAACUGCUGUUUUGCAAAUCGAAGGUCUUUGUGCAUCCUACCAAGAGUUCAACUGACAAUGUUGCUGGGUUUCUGCUGAUAUACAACCAGAAGGGCCAACCCAAGCAGGACUCUACGUUAGGCUGGAUUCCUGAGAGUGCCCUUGAUAAGAAACAGCUGAAUUGGUUGAUUAAUGCGGACCUCAAGUUGGGAAGUUCGGAAAGUCGUGUGCUGAACUUAGACUCAAAGAUCCUUGCCGGCAGCACCGGUACGGCAUGGUCGUUUUCGAUCAAGCUGGGAUAUCUGUUCUCGAUCGAGUUCAGGUCUCCUAGUCCGACCGGUCUGUGGUACGGAUCAGUUGUGCUACAUUCCAAGACACCACAGGAGGACGAUACGUUGCCCGUCCUGUUCUUCCACGAUGACGUCUGUCCAUCCACCAAGCAUAAGAAGACGGAGCUGAACAGGGACUUCAACCCGUUUACAAGCUCUGGGGAUGUGUAUUGGGGUGGUGUGGAUUUUAGGGCCGCGGUGGCAUGCUUGGUUGAACUAAAGCAAACAUUCAUGGAACCGACUGUGUGGCUUGUGAACGCUACUCUGGAUGAUCUGCGGAACUUCUCACCGCAAUUGAUGCAAAAGAGACUGGAUGCUGCAGAGGUGGAAUCUGUGGAGGGAACAUCACUGUGGGCCAAAUGGGAAUCUGCGAGAUGGGGCAUUAUGACUAAGAUUGCUGACGCAACGUUCAAAACUGGCUCCCUAAUGGGAUCGCUGAUUAGACAACAUCCACUAGUGAGGCUUGCUGAGAGAAACGGAGACAAUCCCUACGUUCGAAAAUUGCUGGAGAAUCCCAGAGUUAGAGAGGUUCAGGACGAUUUCGAUUCUGCCAGAGUGUAUUUGGCGAAAUGGGCUUUGGGAGUCAAGCAGCAGGCUGAUCAGUAUCAGAGAACCCACGAACUAAGCGAGUCGUACCGUCGAACACUCACGCGGGAGCUAGGAUUUGACAGCGAGUCUGAUGUUCAGUUUACAGAUGAGGAAUUGAACAAAGCAUUAGAAAGGAAUUUUCCGGUCUCUAGACAGAAAUGGGAGUCCUUUUUUGAUGCACAGGGAAGAUUGGCUUUGACGGUUAAUGAAGUCAAAGAUUACAUAUUUCAUGGCGGGGUUGAAGAUUUCGCAACGAGAAGUGAAGUCUGGCUCUUUUUACUCGGUGCCUAUCCUUGGGACUCUUCGCUUGACGAGCGGGAGCAGCUGAAUCAAACCCUUCAAGAGAUGUACAAUAACAAUUACAAAUCGAAAUGGCUGAACAGGUCGGCCAAUCCGGAUGAACAUGAGGAAGAAUACUGGCAGGACCAAAUCUUUAGAAUUGAGAAAGAUGUGAAGAGAAAUGAUCGAAAUUUAGACAUUUACAAAUACAAUACCCCCGAUGCUUCAGCACCUGAGCUCAGUGAUGAAGUGAACCAGGAGACUGACGAAAUACGCCAUGCUGGACAUUGGGAAAUAAAAAAUCCUCAUCUCCAGGCAUUGAAAAACAUUCUGGUGUGUUAUAAUAUCUACAAUCCUAAUUUGGGGUAUGUGCAAGGAAUGGCUGACCUCUUAUCCGUGGUUUAUUACAUUGUUCGUGAUGAAGCGCUUUCUUUUUGGUGUUUCGUGAACUUUAUGGAGCGAAUGGAGCGUAACUUCCUAAGAGAUCAGUCAGGUAUUCGUGACCAAAUGCUUACUCUAACCGAACUUUGUCAAUUAAUGUUGCCGCAACUGAGUGAACAUCUGAACAAAUGCGACUCUUCUAAUUUGUUUUUUUGCUUCCGCAUGCUGCUGGUUUGGUUUAAGAGGGAAUUCGAGUUUUCAGACGUUUGCUCCAUCUGGGAGAUUUUAUUGACUGAUUUUUACUCUUCACAGUUCCAGCUCUUUUUCAUGCUAGCGAUUUUGCAAAGAAACAGUCAACCGAUAAUGCAGAAUCUUGACCAGUUUGAUCAAGUUUUGAAGUAUUUUAAUGAUUUGCAUGACACCAUGGAUUGGAGCGAUUUGAUGACUCGAAGUGAGCUUCUAUUUAUUAGAUUCAAGAAAAUUAUGGAAGUUAUGGAGAGAAGAAAAGAGAUUGAAGUGCAAAUACCCGAUGAUAGCGGCCCUAAAGCUACUGGCGUACAGUUGCACGAUUUUGACGUUGAAGAUAACGGGGAUGGGGAGCCACCAUGUGCCAGCAAGAAUUUGCAGCUCCUUUUGUCCAAAAAGCUGGUCAUACAAAGAGAAAGCUCGAGGGUAAAAGAUUCAAUAAGGUAA
Molecule: messenger RNA, 2259 nt
Organism: Torulaspora globosa
Lineage: Eukaryota; Fungi; Ascomycota; Saccharomycetes; Saccharomycetales; Saccharomycetaceae
Gene: GYP7
Product: GTPase-activating protein GYP7
Exons: 1
Coding region: 1-2259 (752 amino acids)
Biological process (GO): activation of GTPase activity
Molecular function (GO): GTPase activator activity
Source: RefSeq, a predicted model, not a curated record